Messenger RNA from Thunnus maccoyii (southern bluefin tuna), 2422 nucleotides. It is a transcript of the gene guca1d, whose product is annotated as guanylate cyclase activator 1d. The transcript has 4 exons. The record is from RefSeq and is a predicted model, not a curated record. Gene Ontology annotation, molecular function: calcium ion binding; calcium sensitive guanylate cyclase activator activity. NCBI's taxonomy places the organism in Eukaryota, Metazoa, Chordata, Actinopteri, Scombriformes, Scombridae. The coding region runs from base 1835 to 2392 and encodes 185 amino acids.
AGCAUUUUCAGCUGCAUUUUUUUUUGUAUGAAAGCUGCUGUACAAAUAAAGUUAUUUGGAGCCAUCAUCAAAGCACUCCUGAGGGAGAAGAAGAGGGCACUGAGGUCCGGGGACAUGGAGGAGCCCUGCAGUCAGAUAGUAGAUGAACGAGCUGAACUGUUCCUUCAGUAGAUUCGAUAUGCACCCGGCGACGAGGACACCUCCGACCCUCCGAACAUCUCUGCUGACCAGGUGAGGAGGUGCCGAGUAGACUCCAGAGCCUGUUAACCCCUCGGCUGUGUGUCAGACUCCGGCACCUCUUUAACCUCAGCUUACGCCUGGAGAAGCGACUACAGGCCGGUAGCAUUAACCUCACACAUAUCAUGAAGGCUUCUGAAAGACCGGUCCUGGAUUCCCUCCGGCCACUGGUCAAGCCUCUAGUUCACCCACCAACCGGAUGUCAGAAUGGACGACGCCAUUAUAUCACUGCUAUGACAGAGUUUCAACGAAGCUGCAUACACACUACAACGCCAAGCCGGCAUUUCACAUUUACUCUGGAGGACGUUGUAGAAAAGCUUUUGGGGGAGAAAAAGGCUGUUUUAGUCUGAACGGAGGCCAAAACAAAGAGAAAAAGACACGAUUGCCUAUUGAGGACGUGGUCUCUCGCUGCCACAAACACCUCUGACCCAGAAUUUCCAUCGGCUGCCUUGAACCUGUUGAUACUUUAGCUAAAAGUUAAAUAUUAAUGAAACUGAACAUCAGAUGAUGAGUCACUUUUCAUCAGCCACAGAUGACCUGAGCAGCUCUGGGAAAACAACCUGUGUAGGCGUCGCAUUGAGGAACCUCCUUGUCUGAACCAGGACACCCAGGAGACUGUGUUAUAUAACCAUCCUGUUUCCAGGGCCAGCACCCAACCCUCACCUCAACUCAGCAGGUAAAGCCUCUUGGCUUGGCCUCUGGCAGCACAGCCCUGCGGCAGGUCGACCUGAUCUCAUUAGGGAGUUAUUUUAGGUGCAUCCUUGAUUCUUCCUUCAGGACCUAAGAGGGUUAGAGAGUCCUGAGGUUUGCUCUCUGCCUGCAGAGUCACUGCAGCCUGGAUGUCGGCCGGCUCGACCCUCCUGCUGAAGCCUGCUGGCUUUCAUGCAACGGAUUUCUAAAAUUAAUCAUUUUUCUUCAAUUGGACCCCAAAAAGGUUCCAAGAAAAGGAUUGUAAAACCUUUACGAAGCUCCUGCUGUAAACUUGUUCUCAUUUUUCUUCUUCUGUCGCCAUAAAGGAUCCAAGAAAAGGACUGUAAAACGCUUUAUAAAGCUCCUUCUGUCACAUUUUUGUCAUUUUUCUUCUUCUGUCACCUUGAAGGGUCCCAAAUAAGGACAGUAAUCUCCUUUGUCAAGCUCUUACUGAAGACUUUUUGUAAUUUUUGUUCCUCUGUCCCCAUUAAGGGUUCCGGAAAAGGACUCUAAACCUCCUCGUCAAGCUCCUGUUGGCACCGUAUUUCAUCUUCUGCUGUAGUGAAGGAUCCGAUAAAAGGACUCUACACCCCUUUACGAAGCUCCUGCUGCAAGCUUUGUCAUUUUUCUUCCCUUGACCCCAUAAAGGGUCAGAGAUCAGGACUGUAAACUCCUUUAUUAGGCUCCUGCUUUCACAUUUUUGUUGUUUUUCUUCUUCUGUUCCCUUAAAGGGGUCCAGAAACAGGACCUCUGUCGUCUUCUUCUACUUUCAUUCAUUGAGGAUCAAGAGGCCUGCAUCGCUUGUCAGUCUUUUGCCGCUUUCGUCUCUUCUUCCUCUCAGUCUUCCUCAUCUCCUCCUUCAUCUUCUCGAGGUCUUGUUGUCAUUUAACUGAGUGGAACCGCUCCGAUGGGGAACCACGGCUCGAACCUGGACGACAUCCUGGCGGAGGACAUGCAUCACUGGUACAACAAGUUCAUGCGAGAGUCUCCGUCGGGCCUCAUCACGCUGUUCGAGCUGAAGGCCAUCCUGGGCCUGAAGGGCAUGAGCGAGGACGCCAACAGCUACGUGGAUCAGGUGUUCUUCACCUUCGACAUGGACGGGGACGGUUACAUCGACUUUGUGGAAUACAUCGCAGCCAUCAGUCUGAUGCUGAAAGGAGAAAUCAACCAGAAACUAAAGUGGUACUUUAAACUGUUUGACCAGGACGGAAACGGAAAGAUCGACAAGGAGGAACUGGAGACCAUCUUCUCGGCCAUCCAGGACAUCACACGGAACAGAGACAUCGAUCCCGAGGAGAUCGUCUCGCUCAUAUUUGAGAGGAUCGAUAUAAAGAAAGAAGGUGAAAUGACCCUGGAGGAGUUCAUCGAGGGUGCCAAAGGCCAUGAUGACAUCAUGGAAAUGCUGAAGAGUAUAAUGGACCUGACGCCGGUGUUAAUCAUCAUCGUAGAGGGAAGAGCAAACUGAGAGCCGACGCAGCGGGGACGACAAAGACUG